This is a messenger RNA of Clonostachys rhizophaga, 1368 nucleotides long. The record is from the annotation of a GenBank genome assembly. Lineage: Eukaryota; Fungi; Ascomycota; Sordariomycetes; Hypocreales; Bionectriaceae.
AUGGCUGCCACACAGAAUCUGGCUCAUGUUGAGCCAACCAACGAGACAGCCAGGUGGCGACUGCUCGACCAGAUCCGCCGGAACCCAGGCCCGUUCACCGAUCCCAGCGCCGCGGACGAGGAAUCGCUGGCGAACUUCGAAAAGAUGAAGAUCUUAGGCGCCGGUGGUCUAGGAUGUGAAAUCCUCAAGAACUUGGCCAUGUCCCAUUUCAGGGACAUUCACGUUAUCGACAUGGGUGAGCAUUACUCUGGCCCUCAAAACUGGCACACACUUCCAGCUGACAAUUACUCUUCUUCAGACACAAUUGAUAUAUCUAACCUCAACCGCCAAUUCUUGUUCAGGAAGUCGGACGUCGGGAAGUACAAGGCAGAAGUGGCAGCACGGUUUGUCGAGCAGAGGGUCAAGGGCGUCAAGAUCACCGCCUACAAUAAUCGCAUUCAGGACUUUGACGAGAGCUUCUACAAGCAGUUCCAGCUUGUUAUCUGCGGGCUUGACAGCAUAGAAGCACGAAGAUGGAUAAACGCCAUGCUGGUCUCGAUUGCCGAGGACGGGUCCGAUGACCCGGACAACAUCAAGCCCCUCGUCGACGGCGGCACGGAGGGCUUCAAGGGCCAGGCCCGGGUGAUCCUCCCAACCAUCACCUCAUGUAUCGAGUGCCAGCUGGACAUGCACGCGCCCAGAGCCGCCGUGCCGCUUUGCACCAUCGCCUCCAUCCCGCGGCAGCCCGAGCACUGCGUCGAGUGGGCCCACGUCAUCGCCUGGGACGAGGAGAAGCCCUUCCCCCAGCUCGACAAGGACGACCCGGAGCACGUCACCUGGCUCUACGAGAAGGCCCUUGCCCGCGCUCAGGAGUUCAACAUCCCGGGGGUCACCUACUCGCUCACCCAGGGCACCAUCAAGAACAUCAUCCCCGCCAUCGCCUCCACCAACGCCAUCAUCGCCGCCGCGUGCUGCAACGAGGCCUUCAAGCUCGCCACGUCCGCGGCCCCUUGCCUGGGGUUCGAGAACAACUACAUGAUGUACUCGGGCAAUGACAGCAUCUACACCUACACCUUCAAGCACGAGCAGAAGCCCGACUGCCCCGUCUGCGGCAAGCAGUCCAGGCCCCUCGAGGUCGACCCAAGCACCACCCUCCAGGCCCUCCUGGACUCCCUCGCCGUGCGGCCCGAGGCGCAGCUUAAGAAGCCCUCGGUCCGCGCCGAGGGGAAGACCCUCUACAUGCAGUUCCCCCCCAGCCUGGAGGAGAGGACCCGGCCCAACCUCGCCAAGUCCCUGGCCGAGCUUGGCCUCGAGAACAGGCAGGAGAUUGUCGUCACCGACCCGGCCUUCCCUCUCGAGUUCACCUUCUACCUUGUUUUCAAGUCUUGA